Molecule: messenger RNA, 2864 nt
Organism: Meloidogyne enterolobii
Lineage: Eukaryota; Metazoa; Nematoda; Chromadorea; Rhabditida; Meloidogynidae
Source: the annotation of a GenBank genome assembly
UUGCGUCAACAUUUAUUUUCAAAAUCCUUAAUACAAAAAUUAUGUCUCCUGAUAAGGCAUACAUUUCUGGUGUAGUUGAAGGAUUUUAUGGACGUCCUUGGACAACGGAUCAACGCAAACAUUUGUUUUCAUUGCUUCGUAAAUUUGGAAUGAACACUUAUUUAUAUGCCCCAAAAGACGAUUUGAAGCAUAGAGCAGAAUGGCGAAUUCUUUACACGAGCGAGGAAGCAGCUUUACUCGAAUCCUUAAUUCGAACAGCUAAUGACAACGAAAUUACUUUUGUGUAUGCUCUGUCACCUGGUAUCGACAUUUUAUAUUCAAGCGUUAAAGAAAUGAAAGCAAUUAAAGACAAACUUAAUCAGGUUCGCUCUCUUGGUUGCAACGCUUUUUCUCUCCUUUUUGAUGAUAUUGAAACUAGAAUGAAUGAAGCGGAUAGAAGAAAGUUUACUUCUUUUGCCCAUGCACAAUUAACUGUAGCUAAUGAAAUAUAUGAGCAUAUGGGAUGUCCUUUAUUCUUUUUCUGUCCAACAGAGUAUUGUGAAUCGUCCGCAUCGCCAACUUUGGACGAGUCUGGUUAUCUUACCGUGCUUGGCGCUGAACUUCACCCUGAUAUCCGUAUUUUAUGGACUGGCCCUCGAGUUGUUUCCCGCCUCCUCACUGCCGAACACCUUCAAAGGGUAUCAGCUGUUUUAAAGCGGAAACCAACGAUCUGGGAUAAUCUGCAUGCUAAUGAUUAUGAUCCUAAACGAGUUUUUAUGGGUCCAUUCCUUGGUCGUUCAGUUGCGAUACGUGCAGAGACUGCUGGACUUUUAUUGAAUCCAAAUUGUAAAUAUGAAGCUAAUUACAUUCCACUUUUCACACUUUCUGAUUGGAUUCAAAGCGAUUCAGAUGCACCACAUGUAGAGAAAGAUCAGGACGCAGUUCUUGAAACAGCGCCAACUGUAGAAGAUGCAGUUGUUCGUGUUGUUGAAGAAAGUACACAAAGAACAAAGAAGCGUCUUUAUCAUCCACUCAACUCUCUUCGUGCUGCAAUUCACAGUUGGCUACCUCAUUUUGGUAGUGGACCUGGUCCAGCUAUUCCUCCAUUCUCUCAAAGAGAAUCAAUCCAAGCAAUUGCUCCAGUUAUUGCUCCGAAUAAAGUUCACUCUUCAGAAGAGGUUCCACCGCCGACUAUAAGAACUUGUGAAGGGAAUGAAAUGCUUAAUGGAGAUUUUCCUCCACCAAUUUAUACUUCUCCAAUAGGCCAGGCAACAACUGUUACUAUUCAAGCAUUUCCAUUAUCCGAGGCAAUUAUGGGUGUUGUGGCAGCACACGAAGACCCGAAAAUUAUAAGUAAAGAAGCCCUGACUGUUAAUUCACUCACAAUGGAUUAUAAUGAACCGAUGGAUGCUAUAGGAGAAGCAACAUCAAUUGAAGCUUCUGUGGAGCCUGGGAAAGAAGAAGAUUUUAUAACAGCUCGAAUGGAUUUAGACACUCUCGAAACAGAAGAAAAGAAAAAACAAACAAGGAAAGCACUUGGUUUCUAUUUACCAUUCGAAAAUGGACGAAGAGCACAAAACAUCCUCAGCGAAUUUAAAUGGCUAUAUGAAAAUGCUAUGAUUUUGCGGACAGACUCGGGCCAACAGAAUACCAGGCAACAAGCAGAAUCAGAAGAAUGGCAUCGACGAAAUGCAGAUUUUCAAUCAACUGUUGAACAAAUCAAUGACCUCUAUAGGUGUAUAAUAAAAUCGCCAAAUAAGAGUCUUUUACAAGAAAUUUUCCCCUAUUUAUGGGAAGCGCAAGGCCUUUUUUCAAUUCUUUGUGCAUUGCUUGAAUGGAUGCUUAACGGAAAUUUGAUUCUAUCACCUAGUGAAUCAAUUAAUUCUACUGGAUCAGUUGAAGUUGAUUUUGAUUUGGAACCUUGGGCUCUAAGUGGUGGUCUUUUACCUGAUUUACAAAAAUUAAUUGCUGCUUCUCCCAAACUAGGAGAAUUGUUUACAAUAAAAUUUCCGAUUCCUCUAAGUCUAACAUGUUAUCGAAUUCGGCCGUUGGAUUUUUUGAAUGUUAAAAAGUCCAAACUCUACGCUAUUUUUGCACACCCAGAUGAAAGGCUUUUAGCAGAAACUAUAGUCUCAGUCAUUCCGGAUCUUUCUGCCGAAACAUAUUUCUUUGAUCGAACAUUUGCACUUUUCCUCAAAUAUGGCAUACCUGCUCACAAUUUUAUUGCUGAAUCGGCUCAAGAAAAUGAUUUAGGUGAUGGGAAUUUGUUGGAAGAUAAAGAAGGUUGUACAGAUGAUUGUCACGAUUCUGGUUAUUCAAUUCAAGAAGAUGGAAUGUGCUCCCUUACAAUGGCAAUUUUAAAUGUUCAAACAAUUUUGGAUGAUAUGAAUAAUGUUUUUAUUAAUGAAUUUAAAAGAAAAUAUUCUUUUUCUAAUAAAAACAAAUUUAAAAAUGAAAUGAAAAAUGAACUAACAACGAACGGUCAGGAAGACAUGGAGCAAGGAGGAAAGGAUGAUGAUGGACAGACAACGAAAUCUUCCUCUUCUGAAAUGGAAGGAACUGAUUUUAUUGAUGAUAUUCAUCUUUCAUAUCUUCAAACACUUCUCCAUCUUCCUAAAGAUUUUCUCCUCACAUAUCAAAGUUUAAUUGAAAUUCGUUGGCCUGAUGAUGCGACAGAAGCUGUUUCUGUUCGAAGGCUUUUACAUUGUAUUUCUGCUUCUUUGGCAUUGAAUGGUUCUACAGGUUUCUUCACAAUUAUUAAAUCUGAUAGAGAUGAACAAAUUGAAUUACUUUCUCGUUUGGGUCUGGAUAUUUUGGAUGUUGGAGACAAUCAGCCAAAUAAUAAUAAUAAUAAUGGAUAUAUUAUCUUAGGUCAUUCACUUUAA